Messenger RNA from Scutellospora calospora, 409 nucleotides. The record is from the annotation of a GenBank genome assembly. NCBI's taxonomy places the organism in Eukaryota, Fungi, Glomeromycota, Glomeromycetes, Diversisporales, Gigasporaceae.
GAAGAUGCCAAAACAAAAACUACAUUCACUUCUUGUAUAAUGAAAAGGAUUAUAAAUAUUGAAAAGAAUAACAAUAACCUUCCAUUUGUCUUUGGAAAAUGUGCACAAUGUAAUCGAUCAAACAUAUCUCCAACCUGGUGUCAGAAAUGUGAACCUAAACUAAUAUAUAAAGAUUUGAUAAUUCCAUUUGAUAGAUUUAGUGAUAUAAAACAAAUUGGUAAAAGCAGAUUUAGUUGUGUUUUUUCAGCAACAUGGCUAGAUGGUACACGCAAAAUUAUAGGCAGUAUUAUGUUCGGCUUUAAGAGAAUAUGUAAUAAAUCAUCUAUAGUUGCAUUAAAGUCCUUACAUAGUUCUAAUAAUUUAGAAUAUUUACAGGAAUUUAAAAAUCAUAUGGAAUGUAGAUUAAAUG